CUGGCUCGGGUCGCAGUCCCGGUCGCCAACUCGGCGUGCUCCUCCGCACCGCACGGCACGGCCGCCGCGCGCGCGCGAUGAAAACCAUCGCGAAUUCGUUGGUCCCUGACGUCUGCCCCGUCUCGUCGUCGUGUCUGCCCACGGGCGGGGAACAAAACAACGCAGGCUGUGCUUAUCUACGGCGGGGCGCGGCACGGCUCGUGCUCUGCUCCGUAGUUUUCUUCCGUUCCGUUCCAUCGCGUGCGUGCGUGCCAGCAGCUCAGCCGCGCCGGAAAGCGGCCGGGAAAGAAGGAAGAAGAUGGCCAUUAGCGGGGCGGCGUCGCGCGGCGCUGCCGACGGCGACGACUCGGCGGCCUCGCUGCAGGGCCUCGAGCACCCCCUCCUCCACGCCUACGAGGCGCGCAAGGAUGAUCCCGCGGCGGCGGGCGACCGCGAGGCGCAGCGCUUCGGCCCGGAGGCCGACGGCGGCGCGAGCUUCGUGCGGACCUGCUUCAACGGCCUCAACGCCCUCUCCGGCGUCGGGCUGCUGUCCAUCCCGUACGCGCUGUCGGAGGGCGGGUGGCUGAGCCUGGCGCUCCUGCUCGUCGUCGCGGCGGUCUGCUGCUACACGGGCCUGCUCCUGCAGCGGUGCAUGGACGCGUCCCCGGCCGCGCGGGGGUACCCGGAGAUCGGCGAGCUCGCGUUCGGCCGCGGCGGCCGCCUCGCCGCGUCCGCGUUCCUCUACGCCGAGCUCUACCUCGUCGCCAUCGGCUUCCUCAUCCUGGAGGGGGACAACCUGGACAAGCUGUUCCCGGGCACCAGCCUCGGCCUCGCGCUCGGCGGGGGCCGCCUCGUCGUCAUCUGCGGGAAGCAGCUCUUCGUGGUGCUCGUCGCGCUCGUCAUCCUGCCCACCACGUGGCUCCGGAGCCUGGGCGUGCUCGCGUACGUGUCGGCCAGCGGCGUCCUCGCGUCGGCCGUCGUGGUCGUCUGCGUGCUGUGGACCGCCGUGGCGGACGGCGUCGGGUUCAGGGCGCAGGGGAGGAUGAUCAAUGUCAGUGGCCUGCCAACGGCUCUGGGCCUGUACACCUUCUGCUACUGCGGUCAUGCCAUCUUCCCAACGCUCUGCAACUCCAUGAAGGAAAAGAAGAAGUUCUCUCGGGUGCUUGGCAUAUGCUUUGCGGCCUGCACCCUGAACUACGGAUCCAUGGCGAUCCUCGGCUACCUCAUGUACGGCGACGACGUCAAGUCCCAGGUGACGCUGAACCUGCCGGAGGGGAGGGUCAGCUCGAAGCUGGCCAUCUACACGACGCUGAUCAACCCGUUCUCCAAGUACGCCCUGAUGGUGACGCCGCUCGCUACGGCGGUCGAGGAGAGGCUGCUCACCGCCGGCACCAAGAGCAAGAGGUCCUUCAGCGUACUGAUCAGGACCCUCCUCGUCGUCAGCACGGUAGUCGUCGCGCUCGCCGUGCCCUUCUUCGGCCACCUGAUGGCGCUCGUGGGCUCGCUCCUCAGCGUCAUGGCCUCGAUGCUGCUCCCCUGCGUCUUCUACCUCAAGAUCUUCGGCGUGGCGCGGUGCGGCGGGGCGGAAGUCGCGCUGAUCGUCGCGAUCCUCGUCCUUGGCUCCCUGGUGGCUGCCACGGGGACGUACUCUUCUCUGAAGAAGAUUGUUCACGAGUUCUGAAGAAGACACGACUGUUUCAGCAGAUGUGUCUCAGACAAUUGCAAGAUGUUAUCCAUGAGGCAGGGGAACAGGGCUGAAUGGCUGAUCUGAUGACGAGAUACGAGAGGAGCAAGGUGUCUGCUUAGAUAUGGGGAUAUGUUGCUAUCCCAUCUUGAGGCAUGUACUUCUUUUGUAAGAGAAGCAUGUUGUCAUUUGCCAUUUGUAGGAGGCUAGGAGCCUUAUUAGGUGGACACUGUUAACGAAAUCUGCAGCGAGAAGCUAGUAAAAUGAGGAGCUUGUUUCAUUGUACUAGUUGUGAGAAGAGCAGUGUACUACUUUCAGAAGUUCAGGCCAACAUACUCAUAUGGAAUCGAUUUC
Messenger RNA from Panicum hallii, 2017 nucleotides. Its product is annotated as amino acid transporter AVT1I-like. The record is from RefSeq and is a predicted model, not a curated record. Lineage: Eukaryota; Viridiplantae; Streptophyta; Magnoliopsida; Poales; Poaceae. The transcript is spliced from 3 exons. Bases 299 to 1660 code for a protein of 453 amino acids. Gene Ontology annotation, cellular component: plasma membrane.